GCAUUUACUCAAAGUGUGUAUUUAUUCAAAAAAUUGUCAUUUAAAUGCAUUUUGUUAACUUUUCCAUAUAUAAACCUAAGAAGCAAAACAGAUCUUUUUAAGAAGUGCAUUAGGGAAAGAUAUGCAGCCAGAUGGUUACAGGGGGCUAAUUGAUAAUGCAGGAUUUCUCAAACUCCUGUGAAACUUGAGGCAGAAGAGGCAAAUCUUUGAUUUUUUACAACAAAAAAACCCAGGUUAUAUGGUUAAUACUGUAGCAUAUUUUUUAGAACAAUUCCUUAUUACUUGAAUAACAAGCAGACAAUGAAAGUAUGGCAUAUGGGAACGUUUGGCCUUUGAUUUAAAUAGUUUGACUAAGAAAUCCAGAUUUAGCAUAAAUUAAAUAACUCUAUAGCCUGCAUUACAAACAUGAAAAGAGUCUGUGGGUGACCCUGGCACAAAAUGACUGCACAUCACUGAACUAAGUUUGCUAUAGGUCAAAAUUAAAAUGUCCAACAAAAAAAUCUGACAUAUGCUCAGAUCAUAAACGUCAACGUGCUGUCAAACGCAACAAUUCUGGGAUAAAAAUGCAUGGUCACAUAAAGCUUCCUCAUCACCCCGGAAUGCGCCAUUUUACGCCACAAAUCCUUUGGCAAACGCCAUUAUCGUUCACAGCUCAGAACUUUUCGCGCCACAAGAGCUGUAUAGCCCCGCCCACUUUGACGCACACGAAGCGUUGAACCAAUGAGUCAAUUAGGUUGUCUGCAGUGGGUGGAGUCUGACUGCAAAAAGAGGCGGUCGCAAAAGUUUUGCCGCGAAAAUAGUAGCGUGGCAGGCAUUUUGUGAGUGUGCCAGAGUGUUGUGUAAAGUCUUUCGGAAGUUAUAGCGUGCAUUUUUGUUUAAAUAAGUGAUUUAAAGUAAAGGGAAAUGUCUGGAUUUGACGAUCCCGGAGUUUAUUACAGCGAGAGCUUCGGCGGAGGAGAAGGCAUCGGGGAUGAAGGGACCGUGAAACGCAGUCAAAUAAAAAAGCGCUUUCGGGAGUUCCUGAGACAGUUCAGGGUCGGCACUGAUCGCACCGGCUUUACCUACAAAUACAGAGAUGAGCUCAAGAGGCACUACACUCUUGGAGAGUACUGGAUCGAGGUGGAAAUGGAGGAUUUGGCCAGUUUUGAUGAGGAUCUCUCAGAUUGCCUGUACAAGCUACCCACAGAGAACCUGCCUCUGCUAGAAGAGGCAGCACAGGAAGUUGCUGAUGAGGUCACACGUCCGAGGCCUGUAGGGGAAGAGACAGUGCAGGACAUCCAGGUGAUGCUGAAAAGUGAUGCCCAUCCUGCAUCUAUUCGCAACCUGAAGUCUGAGCAGGUGUCCCGCCUGGUAAAGAUCCCUGGUAUCAUCAUCUCCUCCUCAGCAGUGAGGGCGAAAGCCACACGAGUAUGCCUGCAGUGCAGAGGGUGUCGUGCUGUCAUCAGUAGCAUUCCUCUGCCACCCGGCCUCCAGGGCUACGCUUUGCCCCGGAAGUGCAACACUGAGCAAGCAGGACGUGUGAAGUGUCCUGUGGAUCCCUACUUUAUCAUCCCAGACCGGUGCGUGUGUGUGGACUUUCAGACCCUGCGGCUGCAGGAGUCACCUGAUGCUGUGCCUCAUGGAGAGAUGCCGCGACAUAUGCAGCUCUAUUGUGACCGGUACCUGUGUGACCGUGUCGUGCCUGGGAACCGAGUGACCAUCAUGGGCAUCUACUCCAUUAAGAAAGUGGCUCAGCCUAAGGGCAAAGGUCGGGAUAAAGGAGCUGGAGUGGGUAUCCGCUCUGCCUACCUGCGUGUAGUGGGUAUUCAAGUGGACACGGAGGGAGCUGGUCGAGGAGCCACUGGAUCAGUGACCCCUCAAGAAGAGGAGGAGUUGCGGGCGCUGGCUGCUUCCCCCUCGGUCUACGAAUCCAUUGCUCGCUCUCUUGCUCCCUCGAUUUAUGGCAGUGAUGAUCUUAAGAAGGCCAUUGCUUGCCUCCUGUUUGGGGGCUCCAGAAAGAGGUUGCCAGAUGGUCUUACCCGCAGAGGUGAUAUUAAUCUGCUGAUGCUUGGAGACCCUGGCACAGCCAAGUCUCAGCUGCUAAAGUUUGUGGAGAGAUGUUCUCCUAUUGGGGUUUAUACCUCGGGAAAGGGCAGCAGUGCAGCUGGUCUAACGGCGUCUGUGCUCCGAGACCCGAACACACGUGGCUUCAUCAUGGAGGGUGGAGCUAUGGUGCUGGCUGAUGGGGGUGUGGUGUGCAUUGAUGAGUUUGACAAGAUGAGAGAAGAUGACAGAGUAGCUAUCCAUGAAGCGAUGGAGCAGCAGACUAUUUCAAUUGCCAAGGCUGGCAUCACCACCACUCUGAACUCUCGAUGUUCUGUGCUGGCGGCUGCCAACUCGGUGUUCGGCAGAUGGGACGACACCAAGGGCGAGGACAACAUCGAUUUCAUGCCCACCAUAUUGUCUCGUUUUGACAUGAUCUUCAUCAUCAAGGAUCAACACGACCACCAGAGAGACAUGACGCUGGCUCGUCACGUGAUGAACGUUCACCUCAGUGCUCAGACGCAGACGGAGGGGGUGGAGGGAGAGAUUACUUUGGCCACGUUGAAGAAAUACAUUGCUUAUGCCAGAACGAAAUGUGGUCCUCGUCUGUCUGCGGCUGCAGCAGAGAAGCUGAAGAACCGCUAUGUGGUGAUGCGGAGCGGUGCCAGGGAUCAUGAGAGAGAGAGCGAUCGCAGAGCCUCUAUUCCCAUCACUGUCAGGCAGUUGGAGGCAGUUGUACGCAUCGCCGAGUCCCUGGCAAAGAUGAAGCUGCAAGCGAUAGCUGGAGAAGAGGAGGUGGAUGAGGCUCUUCGACUUUUCCAGGUGUCUACUCUGGAUGCUGCGUUGUCUGGUAGCCUAUCAGGUGUGGAGGGUUUCACCACUCAAGAGGAUCAGGAAAUGAUCUCCCGCAUUGAGAAGCAGCUAAAGAGGCGUUUUGCCAUUGGCUCGCAGGUGUCUGAGCACAGCAUUGUACAGGACUUCACCAAACAGAAAUAUCCCGAGCACGCCAUCUAUAAGGUCCUUCAUCUGAUGCUGAGGAGAGGGGAACUGCAGCACCGCAUGCAGAGGAAGGUGCUUUACAGGGUCAAGUAGAUGAGGACUUUGUGUGUAUCUCUGCUUCAAAAAAAAGUAAUAAAAACAGAUAAAUGUCAAAUCAAUUGAAGGUAUGUUGAGCAUCUUUCUGAGAAUGCUUCCUCAGUUGAAAAUGUCACCUUUUUGUAAAUAGUUCAGACGGUGUCUUAUGUGCACUUUUCUUUCUUCAAUAUCAGACUGAUGGAUAUUUUUGUGCUGUAAACCAUAAUGAUUAACACUGGUUAAUCCUAGCUGUGGCACAAAUACACUGUGGUUUAAAGGUUGCGUUUGUCAUCAGACUCUUUGUGCAAAAUAAUGCUAUUGAACUCCAUGUUUGUGAUCAGGUUUAAAUCUGAGGGUGUCUUCAGUGAUAUUGUCAUGAUGUGUUGUGUUUUUUUUUGUUUGUUUGUUUUUUUUUGUGAUAAUAAAGCAUUGUGAAAUGG
Molecule: messenger RNA, 3536 nt
Organism: Ictalurus furcatus (blue catfish)
Lineage: Eukaryota; Metazoa; Chordata; Actinopteri; Siluriformes; Ictaluridae
Gene: mcm5
Product: minichromosome maintenance complex component 5
Exons: 16
Coding region: 904-3114 (736 amino acids)
Biological process (GO): DNA replication; DNA replication initiation; double-strand break repair via break-induced replication
Cellular component (GO): MCM complex; nucleus
Molecular function (GO): DNA replication origin binding; ATP binding; single-stranded DNA binding
Source: RefSeq, a predicted model, not a curated record